This is a messenger RNA of Erythranthe guttata (spotted monkey flower), 1280 nucleotides long. RefSeq names its product Haloacid dehalogenase-like hydrolase (HAD) superfamily protein. NCBI's taxonomy places the organism in Eukaryota, Viridiplantae, Streptophyta, Magnoliopsida, Lamiales, Phrymaceae. The record is from RefSeq and is a predicted model, not a curated record. Gene Ontology annotation, molecular function: hydrolase activity.
CAAAAAUCGGGGACAGUCACCUCAUGGAAACCGCGUCGUGCCCCAUUCUAUACACAAUCCGAUUUCGCGGCGGCGGCACCACUGCACGCGCCGCUAGUUCUGCAAAACUGUACUCUGACAUACACGGCAAGCUUUUACGUGGCAAUUCCAUAAUCCCUCCUCCAAGUUACAAAUUCGGCGACAACAGGUUACAAUUUGGUCGUUUUAUCUGUAAUGCCUCCACAGCAAAUACAACUCAGAGUGACCCGUCUCAGAAAAUCGCCCUUCUUCUCGAAGUUGAUGGGGUUCUAAUGGAUGUGUAUCGCUUAUGCAAUCGCCAAGCUUUUAAUGUAGCGUUUAGAAAGCUGGGGUUAGACUGUGCGAAUUGGACGGAGCCAGUUUAUUUAGAUCUUGUAAGGAAAAGCGCUGGUGAUGAAGAAAGGAUGUUAAUAUUGUUUUUUAACAGAAUUGGUUGGCCCACCUCAGUUGCCACAAGUGAGAAGGGUACUUUUAUGAAAAAUGUUCUUCGAGAGAAGAAGAACGCACUGGAUGAUCUUGUCAUAUCAAAUGCUUUCUCAUUGAGACCUGGUGCUGAAGCGUUCAUCGACGAUGCUUGUGACAAAGGCAUACCAGUAAUUAUCUUGACAGCAUACUGUACAAGUGGAGAAAAGGUUGCGAGACUGAUUGCUGAAAAACUUGGAACGGAUAGAAUGUCUAAGACAAAGAUUGUCGGAGAUGAUGAAGUAAAACAAAGCUUUUAUGGACAACUUGUGUUUGGAAAAGGAGUGUCGUCCAGUUUGGACGAAAAAUUAGCCAGGGAAGUGAGCAGAGCAGCUUCUGCUGAGAGACAGAGAAUUGCAGAGGAAGUUGCUUCUAUACUUAAGCUUAAAGUUGAACUUAACACCACUUCAAGUGAAAGCUUACAAAACAUUGUAGCUGCACUAAGGGCAGGAGCAGAAUAUGCAGAAUUACCGGUUAAUAACUGUGUUCUGAUUGCCGGAAGCCAAUCUGGAGUUGCUGCUGCUGAGCGAAUUAGUAUGCCUUGUGUUGUUCUUCGCAGCAGUUCGACAUCAAGAGCAGAAUUCCCUUCUGCAAUUGCUGUAAUGGAUGGAUUUGGUGGUGCUGAUUUGACCAUUUCUAGACUUGUCAGGAAAUUGAUGUCAUAGGUUCUCAAAACUGUCAUAUGAUUGAUUCUGCUCUUUGUAAUAGAAAUAAAUGGUCUUUCAGGGCAAUACCAAAAAUCUUGUCUUAUUUGUAAAACACAGAUGGCAAUUUCGAAUUCUCCGUUGUUUUGCUUGCUA